Messenger RNA from Juglans microcarpa x Juglans regia, 1235 nucleotides. Its product is annotated as flavin mononucleotide hydrolase 1, chloroplatic. The record is from RefSeq and is a predicted model, not a curated record. Lineage: Eukaryota; Viridiplantae; Streptophyta; Magnoliopsida; Fagales; Juglandaceae.
UUUCCUGAAUAUAAAUUACAAAUCGACACCGGUGUCUCGUGGGAAUAAUAGAUUGUUUAGUCCACCUAAAUACGAGUUUCCCUCAUUCAAUUGGAGUUUUGACGUUGUUUAUAUGUGGCUUGCCAAGCCCAUCUUGCAUCUCUGAUAAUGGCUCUCACUUUUAGAGUACCAAACGUCUCCGCCUUCCUUCUAAAAUCCUCUCCAUCCCCAGCAUACCCAUAUCCUAAAAUGUCCCAAAAUGUCCGCUCCAAUGCCUCUCUCUCUGCCUCAGCUGGAAGUACAAAUAGAAGGCUUCCUAUACUGCUCUUUGACAUCAUGGACACCCUUGUUCGCGAUCCUUUUUACCACGACGUUCCUGCCUUCUUCGGAAUGUCGUUGAAGGAACUUAUAGAAUGCAAGCACCCGACUGCAUGGAUUGAGUUUGAGAAGGGGAUGAUUGAUGAGGUGGAGCUUUCCAGAAUAUUUUUUAAAGAUGGCAGAUCUUUCGAUUUAGAAGGUCUGAAAAAUUGUAUGAGAAGGGGAUAUUCCUACAUUGAAGGUGUUGAAGAAUUGCUUCACACUUUAAAACAAAACAAAUAUGAAAUUCACGCUUUCACAAACUACCCAAUCUGGUACGAUAAGAUUUUAUUUAAUGAUUUUAUAUCCAUUUUAAGAGGAUUAUCUUUUCUAGAGAUCUUGUUUUGUAGGUACAAAAUGAUUGAGGACAAGUUAAAAGUUUCAAGAUAUUUGUCAUGGACAUUUUGUUCAUGUAUAAAUGGAAAGAGGAAGCCUGAUCCUGAUUUCUAUUUGGAUGUUUUGAGCCAGCUUGAAGUUAAUUCGGAAAACUGUAUCUUCAUCGAUGAUAGGUUGAAAAAUGUAGAAGCCGCUGCGGAAGUCGGCAUUGUUAGUCUACAUUUCAAGAAUACAAAUUUACUGCUUCAAGAUCUCUCUUCGAUGGGAAUUGACAUCUCAGUAGAAGAACAUCACCGUCAGGACUAGCCCAAGCUUGUAAAGGAACACACCUGAUUUCUCAGUACUCAUUAUUCUAAUAACUUGACUUGUUACGUUAGUUUUGGUUUUUUAUAGACUAUAUAGGGUACAGGUAAUCUAUGAAGAGAUGAGAAUAACGAGUAAUUAUACUUGUGAAAUUGAUAGGAUGCAAAUCCUUCAAUACAUUCCUACCAUCAUUUACACGCCAUGCAAAGAAAUGUUAUGCCUUUUUAAAAAAUAAAAAUAAAACAUAUGAGUUUCACUAA